This is a messenger RNA of Oncorhynchus nerka (sockeye salmon), 4295 nucleotides long. Its product is annotated as TBC1 domain family member 24-like. NCBI's taxonomy places the organism in Eukaryota, Metazoa, Chordata, Actinopteri, Salmoniformes, Salmonidae. Gene Ontology annotation, cellular component: nucleus. The transcript is spliced from 8 exons. Gene Ontology annotation, biological process: response to oxidative stress. Bases 97 to 2328 code for a protein of 743 amino acids. The record is from RefSeq and is a predicted model, not a curated record.
ACAUGACAAGGGGAGUAUACCGCCACUGGAGACUGUCUUGUCAUUGAUACAGAGGAGAACCAGACAUUUGCAGAGGAGAAUACUGUACCAGGCAGCAUGAUCCAUGUUUCAAGAACGCCCAAGUUCUCCACUUGUGGGACUAUACAUUUAGACCCGUCUCCUAUGGAAACAACCGCUGACCAGGACCAGAUCUUGAGCUCAGCAGCCAGACACAGAAGACCCAGGUCCCAUUCCUACUACAGCCCAGAGGACGCCAAAAAGUAUGGCGUCGAGACGGCGACAGAUGAGAACGUUGUCAGGCCACGCUCCAGGUCUUUCUAUAGUUAUGAGACGUCUGAGCUCUACAGAGAGGGGAACUUUACCAGGUCCAACGCCAUGAGGCCGAGAUCCAACUCCCUGGAGAAGAGUGGGGACGGGAAGAAGGAGAAGAGUAGUGCGGAUGGGAAUCAGGGGAUCCUACCUCGGCUCAACUCCAAGAGAUCCAAGUCCAACACCAACAAACACUUGCCAUGCAGAGAUCUCAAUGGCCGAAGAGGCAGUCUAAAGGGUGUCCCCAUGAUGACCAUCUCUGAAUCAGAGAACUGGGAGAUCAGCUCCUGCUCUGGCAUGAAGUAUGGCCAGUUUGUGGACUGGGAGAAGAUCGACCCUGAAGCUUCAGAGCGCUACCAGAGGAUCCUGAAUUCGGAUCACCAGGAGCUGAAGACCAUGGGUCGAUCAGGGUUCUGGGUCAUGCCCCAUACACUAAGGGCCAAGGCCUAUUAUCAUAUAAUUCAUGGUAUCAACUGCAGGUCCAUCAAACCGGAUCGAGAUCAUUACCAGGAUGUGGCCAAGAAGCUCUUCGGAGAGCAGAAGAUGAGCACACACCCGUUCCCUGAGUACAUGGAUGAUGGCGUGAUCCCUAGGUACUGCCUCAACAAAGCUGGUCUCAAUUCUGUAAAAAAGGUCCUCCUCUGCAUUGGCAAGCACCUCCCGGACAUCAACUUCUGCCCAAUCCUCCCAGCCUUGGUGGCUCUCCUCCUGCAUUUCAGCGAAGACGAAGCAGAGUGCUUCCACAGCGUCUGCCGCCUUAUCGCCUACAAUGACCCCAACAAGCGCUACAUCGAUCAGACAUUCCUCACCUACCGGGCCUCCUGCAUGACCUUCGGCGACCUGGCCAACAAGUACUGCCGCGGCAUCCGCAAGCUCAUCGCCAGCUCCCACCAGAACCUCUUUGAGUUCUACUCUGAUUGGAUCAUGUGGAUAUUUGCUGACCUCCCCUUCACAUACGCUAUGAGGGUCCUGGAUGUCUAUCUUCUGGAGGGUUACAAGGUUCUCUACAGGGUGGCUCUGGCUCUUCUCAGCUUGUACAAGGUCUCGGUUUCGUCUCGUGUCGCCGACGUGGAGGACUUCAGGCGAGACAUGAAGAGCUUUGUGGAGAACGUGGUGCGUCACUGCACGGUGGAGAAGCUGCUGGAGAGGGCCUUUAGUAUCCAACUGGCCACGCGGAGGGAGCUCAACCUACUGUUCAACGCUAACAAGGACUCACUCAUGCAGAAGGGCAUCAGUAUCCACCAGAAAAGGUGGCAGUCGUUGGAUUUUGACAGCUUCAGCUCCAGCAUUCCAGAGAUGAGGAUUGUCUGGGCCUGGAUCCUUUUGAUCUAUAAACACUUUACAGCUCUUCGUAAAUUUUAUUCCCGUGUUGAGGGGCAUGAGCCAGUGAUCUUGCUCCUGAAAACUAUGGAUGAAGAGGUCUGUGGUGCCUUCCUGUCGACAGAUUUGAUUGAGCGGAAAAAGUAUGAUUCAGAAGAACCUGCGUAUUUUGGGACUGGGGAGAGCUUUGUUUUCACGCUUCGUCCAGGCAUGGAGCGCUACCAACGGGCUGUGGUUCACAUUACGGCCAAGAGACAACCUUCUCCAGACCUUCGAGCUGCUAUGGUCUGUGUAUACACUUCCUCUGGUAAAGAGGACUCCUCCUCUACCCCACUCUCCACCACCUCUACUACCAACCACACCACCCUGACCUGUCCAGCCGGGACCCUCCAGGACCCCAGCUACCUGAACAUUCCCUUCACCUCCUCCUCCCCCGGACCUCUCUCCCCCUCACCCAAGAGGGCCAAGGAACAAGGGGCCUUCAUGUUCAUCGCCGGAGACCACGAGAGGCUAGUCAUUGGUGGCGAUGGGGGUCACGCUCUUUGCCUCCAGGCAGAUCUGGAGGGGGGCUACACGGAGCAAUGUGACACCUUCGAGAGUGCCGCUCUCUGCAAGAGACACUUCAAGAUCCGGUCAUUGGAAGUGUGGGGAAUUCAGAACUCCACCUCGUUCUCACACUACUUCUCUUACUGUCAUUAAAAGAGGAAGCUGACAUGUGUUUCCACCUCUUAUAUAAACUGGUUUCUGCUAAUUCUGUUGUCCAUUUGAUUAGACUAUAUUUUUCUUAAUGUUUAUAAUGAAAUAUUUUCUGUUCACACAAUUCAAAGUAGUUAUGUGUGUGGAUGACAAUGGGCUAAACUAAAUAGGGUUUUUACAGUGCAUUCGGGAAGUAUUCACACCCCUUGACUUUUUCCAUAUUUUGUUACGUUACAGCCUUAUUCUAAAAUGUAUUAAAUCGUUUUUUCCCCUCAUCAAUUAACACACAAUAACCCAUAAUGACAAAGCAAAAACAGGUUUUUAGACAUUUCUGCAAGUUUAUUCAAAAUAAAAAACUGAAAUAUCACAUUUACAUAAGUAUUCAGACACUUUACUCAGUACUUUGUUGAAGAACCUUUGGCAGCGAUUACAGCAUCGAGUCUUCUUGGGUAUGACGCUACAAGCAUGGCACACCUGUAUUUGGGGAGUUUCCCCCAUUCUUCUCUGCACAUCCUCUCAAGCUCUGUCAGGUUGGAUGGGGAGUGUCGAUGCACAGCUCUUUUCGGGUCUCUCCGGAGGUGUCCGAUCGGGUUCAAGUCCAGGCUCUGGCUGGGCCACUCAAGGACCUUCAGAGACUUGUCCCGUUGUCUUGGCUGUGUGCUUAGGAUUGUUGUCCAGUUGGAAGGUGAAGGUUUUCCCCAGUCUGAGGUCCUGAGCGCUCUGGAGCAGGUUUUCAUUAAGGAUCUGUCUGACUAGUCUCCCAGUCCCUGCCGCUUAAAAAAAUCCCCACAGCAUGAUACUGCCUCCACCAUGCUUUACCGUAGGGAUGGUGGCAGGUUUCCUCCAGAAAGGAUGCUUGGCAUUCAGGCCAAAGAGUUCAAUCUUUCAUCAGACCAGAGAAUCUUGUUUCUCAUAGUCUGAGAGUCCUUUAGGUGGCUUUUGGCAAGCUCCAAGUGUGCUGUCAUGUGUCUUUUUCUGGCUUCAACUGGCCACUCUACCAUAAAGGCCUGAUUGGUGGAGUGCUGCAGAGAUGGUUGUCCUUCUGGAAGGUUCACCCAUCUCCACAGAGGAACUCUGGAGCUCUGUCAGAGUGACCAUCUGGUUCUUGGUCACCUCCCUGACCAAGGCCCUUCUCCCCCGAUUGCUCAGUUUGGCCGGGCGGCCAGCUCUAUGAAGAGUGUUGGUGGUUCCAAACUUCUUCCAUUUAAGAAUGAUGGAGACCACUGUGUUCUUGGGGACCUUCAAUGCUGCAGAAAUUUGGUACCCUUCUCCAGAUCUGUACCUCGACACAAUCCUGUCUCAAGCUCUGCUGACAAUUCCUUUGACCUCAUGGCUUGGUUUUUACUCUUACAUGCACUGUCAACUGUGAAACCUUAUAGACAGCUGUGUCCAAAUCAUGUUCAAUCAAUUUAAUUUACCCCAGGUGGACUCCAAUCAAGUGGUAGAAACAUCUCAAGGAUGAUCAAUGGAAACAUGAUGCACAACAUACUGACUCAACUCCAGCCACUUUAACAAUGGAAAUGGAUGGAAAUGGAUGUAAAAAUGUAUCACUAGCCACUUUAAACAAUGCCACUUAAUAUAAUGUUUACAUACCCUACAUUACUCAUCUCAUAUGUAUAUACUGUACUCUAUACCAUCUACUGCAUCUUGCCUAUUCCGUUCUGUACCAUCACUCAUUCAUAUAUCUUUAUGUACAUAUUCUUUAUCCCUUUACACUUGUGUGUAUAAGGUAGUAGUUGUGGAAUUGUUAGGUUAGAUUACUCGUUGGUUAUUACUGCAUUGUCGGAACAAGAAGCACAAGCAUUUCGCUACACUCGCAUUAACAUCUGCUAACUAUGUGUAUGUGACAAAUAAAAGUUUAUUUGAUUUGACGUGAGCUCAAUUUUGAAUCUCACAGCAAAGGGUCUGAAUACUUGUGUAAAUAAGGUUCCUGUUAUUGUAAUUUUUAAUACAUUUGCAAAAAAAAUCUA